UUACUUUUACGAUUGAGUUUAUUCAGUAAUCACUCGACAAAAUAGUAGUAGUAAAGUGACUACCAAGCUGCCUUUACAUUUCUCUAGUGCGAAUUGUUACAUACGAGUGUAUUAUAGUGCCGACGAAAGUUACGACUACAAAGUGAACGCUGAAAAGAAUUGUUAAAAAGAAAUAAUAAGCAAAUAAAAGAUAAUUAGUUCUUUAAGUUAUAACAAAAAAAUGUCAACAUAGAUUUCCAAUUUUCACGAAGAAACAAUAAAUCCCCAAAAAUGAUAAGAUAUCUUAAACUAUUCUUCAAAAGAAUUUCAAAGGAUUUCGCCCAAAAGGAGUUACUGCCUUUGAAACUUCUGUUCUUCAUACAUGCUUCCACCAUUUACGUUAUUUAUCCUUAUCUCACAAUUCACAUGAGAGAAUUAGGGAUAAAUGUUGAAGAGACCGCAAUUAUGUCUGCCAUAACUCCAGUAAUUGCCAUCCUCAUGCCUCCUAUUGCUGGUAUGGUCGCAGACAAAAUUGGAAACUUUAAGUUCUUGUUGGCGUUCUUUUCAGCAGCAGGCGGUGCUACAGCUUUGUUGUUCCUCAUAGUUCCAGUUGGAAGAGUUACUUUAUCGUUCCCAAAUCAACUAGUAAUAGGAAUAUCGUGUCAACCAAAUGCGUUUCUCGAUGUUUUGCUUUCUAAUGAAUUUGCUUGUACACCACAGCCAGUAAGUGUUCAAGAAGCCAGGUUGAAUUUAAAAACUUGUGGUUUCGUUUGCCAAUCAGAUAAUGAUGAGAAAUUUUCGUGGAGAAUAACGGAUUACGCGGUCGACGAUAAUACGUCAUCGAAUUUUCCAGAAGUGACAUACACAGUUAAUCGUAAACCUCCAAAGCAAAAGAAAACCCUUCAGAGCGCUUAUCAACCUUUACAAAUCGAUUUGGAUUGGAAUCAUUCGGUCCGGAGUUUUGGAAAGAACUCGUACUUUUUCCCGGCCAAGGAAACAGUAAAUUUUUCUUGUGCAUUAAAUAAUAACCCUAAAGAUAUUUUCACAUACAACACAACUUCAAAAAGCCAAAUCGAAUUUACAGACGAUUUCAAUGUUUCUUGUAUGUUUGGAAACGAUGUCCUACCAAACGCUACGAUUUAUGACAACAUCCAAAUUGGAUAUUCUCGAAUAACUAGCACCAACAAUUCAUAUUCUGUUGACUACGUCAAAGUGGACGAUGUAUUACAUAAUUCUUAUUGCAAGCAGGACUACUUUAAAAACAUGGUGGUAAACGUACAAGUGCAAAACCCUAAUAGUUCGUCUGAAAUGAUGUCGGAUUACGAAUUUAAACAAUGCUCUCCGGCUUGCAUCGGACUUAAUCCAAGAAAAAUGUUCUGUUCUAAUUCAAAAGUUUCGGUGGAUUUGGACACGAAAGUGACUUUUUGGAGUUACUUGAGUGUCCGAGUUUUAAUUGGAAUAAUCGGUGGUACAGCGUUUGCCAUGUUUGAAGGUGCAGUUAUAGCAAUCUUGAGAGAACACAAAGCUGAUUAUGGACUUCAAAGAAUCUACGCCACCGUUGGAGGAAUGAUCAGUUCUCCUUUGGCCGGAUGGCUUAUAGAUUUUGCCAGCCAAGGAAAAGAAUAUACUGACUUCAGGCCAAUAUUCUUUCUGUAUGCGUCCCUGAAGAUAAUAAGUGCUGUUUUGAUGUUAUUCAUGAAUUUACAAUUCAAAACUCCGGCAAACAAUGUCCUUGCAGAUGUUUAUUCGGUCCUUAAGGAUGUGGAGCUUAUAACGCUGUUUAUAGUCAGUUUUGUGUUGGGUACUGCUUGGGGGUUCAUAGAAAGCUUUCUCUUUUGGUUGAUUCAAGAUUUGGGGGGUUCCAAGUCAUUAAUGGGCAUUACGAUAACUAUAGGCGGCAUAGCAGGCAUUCCACUUUUGGUACUUUCUGGUCCCAUUAUAAAAAGGAUUGGGCACGCUAAUGUCCUUCUGAUCGGAUUCAUAUUCUACGCCAUCAGGCUUUUGGGCUAUUCUCUCAUUUACAAUCCGUGGUUGUGCCUAAUUUUUGAGGCAAUGGAAAGUAUAACAUCAUCUUUAAGUUUUACUGCAGCUGUAACUUAUGCUGCCAAAUUGUCCACUGUUACCACAGAUACAAGUGUUCAGGGGAUGCUUGGAGGAAUAUACUAUGGAGUUGGAAAAGGCGCUGGAAGCCUUAUAGGCGGUUAUUCCAUUAAAAUAUUUGGAACAAGGCAAACCUACAGGAUAUUUUCGGUGGCAACAGCUGUUACGGGCCUGCUGUAUUUCUUCUUUAAUUUCUUCUACAUUAAUCGAAGGAAGAAAAAGCAAGAACAGGAGAAGGAGACCGAAAAGAAAAACGAUAUCAACAUGGACAAUAAGGACAGCUCAAAAGACAGUAUUAAAAAUACUCAUGAGAACAUAAUAAAGGAUGAUGCACUACCAUAUGAAGAUGCCCUCACCAAUUACGGAUACGAGGGUGAAGAAGAGGAAGAAGAAGAAGACGAAGAAGAACGAAAAGGAGCUAAUGUCCCUCAGAAAAAAGACGACGGUGAAAUAAAAACUACAGCACUACCUCCUUAAGGUAAACGUAUGUUGUAAUACAAAAGGCAAGCUAUUUUAAAAGCACCUAAACGGGCAAGUAAGAAAACAAUAAACAAAAUAUUUAUAUCUUUCGAACCACCCUUUCAGUUGAACUUGCUACGUUUUUUAGACUGUGAUAUGGAUAAAAUUUUUUAUGUAACACCUUCUCUAUUAAAGUAAUUUAACUACUAUAACUUAGGACCUGUUUAAUUUUAUUAUUCAGUGUUAC
Agrilus planipennis (emerald ash borer) is the source of this 2785-nucleotide messenger RNA. RefSeq lists its product as uncharacterized. NCBI's taxonomy places the organism in Eukaryota, Metazoa, Arthropoda, Insecta, Coleoptera, Buprestidae. The transcript has 7 exons. Gene Ontology annotation, cellular component: membrane. The record is from RefSeq and is a predicted model, not a curated record. The coding region runs from base 271 to 2556 and encodes 761 amino acids. Gene Ontology annotation, molecular function: transmembrane transporter activity.